Molecule: messenger RNA, 34852 nt
Organism: Pelobates cultripes (western spadefoot toad)
Lineage: Eukaryota; Metazoa; Chordata; Amphibia; Anura; Pelobatidae
Source: the annotation of a GenBank genome assembly
AUGUCCGCGGAGCUCCGUCGGAAAAGCUUAUCAAAACCUGAAAAAGGUACCUUUCUGGAGCCCAAGUUGCCCUGGACAUAGCUAACUGUGUCGGUAAGCAGAUGGGGCGGAAGAAUAAAAAACCGAGGCCGGACCGGCCCGGGAACAUGGCCGAUAUCAGUGAACUCUUUGUGCAAGCGGGCUGGAAAUGGCGGACGUACUGGACGAUUUCUCCGACGUCUCAGAAGAGUACACCCCGCACAACCCAGCAGCCCCUGGCUUCCAGGGCCCCCCCAGGCCAUCUCCGGAGGUGGACAGCAGCUCAAUCCCACUAACCACAGCCAUCCUUACUAAACUUUUGGCUGACCUCCGACAAAGUCUCUCUGCAGAUAUCUCCCAAGUACGGGAGGAUGUCAGGGGAUUCACAGCCCGUUUAAUCACGGUGGAACAAGCAGUGGAGGAGCACACUCCUCAAAUAGCAGACCUGCAGAAGCAGGUGAGGGACCUCACCAAGGCGCAGGCUAACUUUGACAGCCAGCUAGCAAUUCUAGAAGAUAAGAGGAGGUGGAAACACCUGAAAAUUAGAGGCCUAUCGGACUCCAUCACUAUGGCAGAGAUGCCACACUUCCUACGUAGGCUGUUCAUGGCAUUACUACCCCCUAAAACAGCAAAGGGCAUUCAGCUGGAUGGAAUGUUUCGUCUACCCAAGCCUCAGUCCAACACAGCCCCAACCACCGGCGACCUCCUGGUUAAGUUUCAAAACGGGCAAGACAAAGCAGCCAUCUUACAAGCUACCAGAGGGAAGACCCCAUAUCACUUUGAAGAAAUGGACCUCACGUUCUUUGCUGACCUCUCCCGCUCGACGUUGCAGUGGAGGAGGUCGCUGAGACCACUGGCAUCCACGCUUACAUCCCUAGGCAUAAAGUAUCAAUGGGGCACACCUCGUGCGCUGACAUUCCAACAUAAUGGUGUGGAACACAGAGUCACGGAGGCAUCUGAAAUGGACGCUAUCCUGUCCUCCCUGAAACCGAGCCCUGACCCUCGACCCACUAACCCCACCUGGAACCCCGCUACCGUGGUUCCGUUCACUCCUGCAUCUCGAGGAACAAAGGGCGCACCUGCCACCUGAAAACGGAAUCAUCUGUGUUGGGACUUGUACCCUCUCUUUUUCUAAUAAGUUACCGGCAUUUAUGUCUUAGUUAUGGUUAAAACGUUGUGCUACACUUAGGAAUCACUCCCCUCCCCAUACUGCAUACGGCUGAACGACCGUACUGGUCGACACUGGGCGAAAUGAGACCCAACUAUCUCCCCUAAUUACGUCCAUCCUACCCUCCCCCCCCAGCUCCAAUCUUCUUGACCCACACAUAAACAGUUGGCGGAGCUGCCUCACUAAAAAGCUUGAGACACCAUACCAAGUUACUUGAUCCUUAAGGAUCCUCUGUUAUGAAACUACCCUACACCACAGUUGUCCUACUCACAGGCCCCCACUCUGUACUACUCUCGGGCCUACUACUUAGCCCAAACAGGGCUCCACACCCCGGCAGGAAGCAGGACCAUUAAAAUUAAAAUGAUCUCUCACUUGUUUGCCCAACGUGUAACUCCAAAUCUAUUAUUGCCACUGAUCGAUCCGCUUCUUGCAUAGCAUGUAACUUGACCUCUAUUGUAUUACCUCGUAUAGUCAGUUAGGGUAACCAAACUCUUAUUUUAUGUCAAUUUGUCUCUCUGCUGACUACUUCCUUUUUCUUUUUUCUUUUCUUCUUUUUUUUUUAUUUUCUUCUUUUUUAUUUCUACAAUUGAAAUUGCGUAGUUUAGCUACCAAACCAUUAUUAUAAAUACCGUGCUGUUUACUCGAGUAGAAACGUACCGCUAUUGCUCACUACAGCUCUUGUCAUGUUUCACUAUUCCAUUGUGUUUUUGACGUAUGCCGGCAAUUGCUGUUGUGGCAUUGCGGGUUACCUUGUAUACUUCUGCACGACCAAAAAUAAAGAAUUAAAAAAAAUAAAAAAUAAAAAAAACAUGAGUGUCCCUGCCACAUAUCUGUAUAGUAACCCUUUAAAACUGUCGGCCAAGCCAUUGCGUUAUGUGGGCGAAGUGAAGUCAUCACGUGACAUGACGUGUCACUUACAAAAUCGUUGAUGUCCGUGACCCUCACGUUUGAUGUCAUCACGCUGAAUGAUGCGUCAUAUUAGGCUGUUUGAAGGUUAAAUAUGGCGGCAGCACCGCAGCCAUUAACACAUGUUUGGUGGCCAUACCGCCCAAAACCCCCGUGAUGUGCAGCCGCCCGAACAGAGUGCCUGCGUUCCAAACCCUCCGAAAACCUGCAGCCCACGGAGGAACCCACCAGAGAAAAAGGAUAGAGAGGAUAAGAGGGGACGGAGAGGUACAGAGGGAGGUCCAGAAGAGGAUGAAUGAGAGUGAUGGUCGGACAGGAGGGAAUAGAGGAACACACAAAAUUGUCCAGGCACUCAAGGUGUUCAAAACGAAGGCAGUUUUAAAAGAACAAAAGGAGCAGCGACGUUUCGACCUGCUGUGAGGUCUUUGUCAAGCAGGUACAAAAAAGAAACAGACAAAUGAUCAAAACACAACCUUUAUCUAACCUUUGUUCCUCCUACUAGCUUUCUGUCCCAACCAGUCCUAUCUGACUGAGCAGAAAGCACAGCAGGAAGAGAAACCACUCCAAGCAAGCUGUGAGAAGUGAGGGGUGUUAACUCUUAAUGUGUUCUGUCCCUAUUUGGUGCUACACUUUUCUAAUAGAUUCACACCAUGGAACCAGCUAUUCAGCUGAAACCAGGUAAGUCUUUCUAUGGGGGGAGCUGCUGACAUUCAGGUAAUUCUUUCUAUGGGGAGGGGGGGGGGCUGCUGACAUUCAGGUAAGUCUUUCUAUGGGGGGCUGCUGAUCUUAUAAGUCUUUAAAGAUAAUCCAAGAUAAUUAGCAGACUCACUCCACUGCCUGGUUAUAACUGCAUUAAUAGCUCUGUGGCUGUAUUUAUGGAUGAGAGUAGUGCGAGUAGUAGCUCAGUGUUUGGAGGCUUAGAACAAUGUUACCAGAAUGUAUAACCUCCUGAUCAUGUAAAUGCAGGUAGACGGACAGUGGUAUUUGUAAACUUUUCAUAGUCUGUAGGAGGGAGUCAGUUAAUCAGUCAGUUCCUUAGGGACCCCUUGUUGGAUUCAAUGGUCAGCAUCUUGGAAAAGUCAUGUGAAAGACUUGCAGGAUCUGGGAAUCACAAGGCUGGGCUGUCGCUUCCUUUAAGACCCCUUCUCUGUGUGCAGCCCCCCAUCACUUCAGUAGCAGUGAACCCCAUCAUUACAUAUUCCCAUUUAUUCCUCAUCCGAUCUAUCACCACCUUUCCCUGGAUUCUUGUUUCUCCCUCAGCCUAGACUUUCAGUAUCCACCUUCCUCUUCAUAUUGGCUCCUUUUUUAGUUUGUGCAUAGAAAUAAAAUAACUUGUAGCUGACACCUUGUACUGUGAUACGUGCAGAUCUAUACAUACCUUAUUGGAGAAUGCAGCUCCUCCACUUUAUACUGUAAUAUUACAUAAACCCUGAAGGCAAGUACGGCAGAGCAUUCUAUUCCUGUAAAUGAUACAAAGACGGUUUUUCAUUAAAGCCUGAAAUUCAAAAUGAACUUGCAAUUUAAAAUACGGCAAAAUUCUGGGAAAAAAUCUCCGAGCUGUGACUAUAGCGGAGCUGGGGAUUGUUUUCAAAGCAUUUACUGUUUUUUUCUUUUCAAAUUUUAUCUAAUUCAGUUAUUAUAGUCCAAAUUUUGACAUUUAGAUUCAUAUUCACUACACUGUGGUGUUUAUUGAAUAAGCCCCUUGGUGAGUAACCUUGAGCUGUCUGAUAGGAAACAAGCUAACCAGUAAUUCCAAACGAAUUCUCAAACCCGAUUCACUUCCCCACUGUGGUUUAGGUGCUGCUGUUCCCUUUUAUAUCAUAAAGUCACAAAUAGGUGUUUAACAUAACACAGAACACAGAGGUAUAUCCUUUAACUCUGACUUUUUGGGACCAAUCGAACUAAGUCUUCUUACUAACACAAAUACAUUCCCAAUUCCCAUCAUCCAGAAGUAGAGAACUUGGCUGUAAUAUUAUUUUAUAUCAAUUUAUUCUAUUCUCUUUUUGAUUCCAUUUAAGGGUGCAGCAAAUCGGACAUUCGUAAGGAGGUUUGGGAUUAUAUUGAGAAGAAUGAUUUGGCAGACUUUCCAAGACCCGUUCAUAACCGGAUAAUCUACUUCAAGGUAUAGUAAGAUAAUUAUAUACAUCGGUGUAUUGUAUGUGAAUCAGAUGACUUGCUAACGGUAUCUGAAAUGUGGCCUACAGGUGGAGAAGGGAAUUUACCUGUUCAAUUUCACACAGACUAUUAGAAUACAAACUUCGAUUGAGGUAGUGAUUAUAUAUGAUGGAAAUAAUACAGUAUGCACAAUAAUAAGGAGUUUAGGCGCUCACUAUGAAUGUAACCGGUGGAAGCAGUAAACCAACCAAGGAUUCCCAAAAACCUUAAGAUAUAGAAUGUAUGCAAAAACAGAAUAUAAUAAGAGACACCAAAGAUUAAGGAUAUAACCAGUGUUGAAAACAACCUUGUAGUGUGAUAUAUACAAAGAACUGUGUACAUAUGCACUUGUGCUCCAAAGUUUGCAUACCCUUGGAGAAUUGGUAAUAUAUGUACCAUUUUUUAAAGAAAAUAUGAGUGAGCAGGAAAAACACAUUUCUUUUAUUUCUUUUGAUAUUUAUAUUUAACUGUAGGUUAUAACAGAAUGGUGCAAUCAUAAAACAAAACAUGGCAACAAAAAUAAAUAAAUGAAAUGACCCCUGUUCAAAAGUCUGCAUACCCUUAGUUCUUAAAACUGUGUAUUGCCCCGUUUAGCAUCAAAGACAGCAUGAAGUCUUUUGUAAUCGUUGGCUAUGAGGCCCCUAAUUCUUGCAGGUGGUAUAGCUGCCCAUUCGUCUUGGCAAAAUGCCUCCAGGUCAUGCAAAGUCUUUGGUCGUCUUACAUGAACCUCAUGUUUGAGAUCUCCCCAGAGUGGCUCGAUGAUACUAAAGUCAGUAGACUGUGAUGGCCACUCCAGAACCUUCACCUUUUUCUGCUGUAACCACUGGAGGGUCAACUUGACCUUGUGCUUAGGGUCAUUGCUGGAAAGUCCAAGAGCGUCCCAUGCGCAGCCUUCGUGCAGAAGAAUGUAAAUUGUCUGCCAGUAUUUUCUGAUAACAUGCUGCAUUCAUCUUACCAUCAAUUUUCACAAGACUCCCCGUGCCUUUAGAGCUUACCCCCUGCACCCCAAUAUAGACCAUAAAGCUCUAUAUUGGUCUUGUCACUCCAAGUUACAGUGUGCCAGAGGCUGUGAGGCAUGUCAAAGUGUUGUCGGGAAUAUUGUAACCAGGCUUUUUUGUGGCAUGGCGCAGCAAAGGCUUCUUUCUUGCAACUCGACCAUGCAGCUCAUUUUUUUUUAAAGUAUCGUUGUAUUGUGCUCCUUGAAACAACCACACCGUCUUUUUCCAGAGCAGCUAGUGUUUCUCCUGAGGUUACCUGUGGGUUUUUCUUUGCAUCCUGAACAAUUCUUCUGGCAGAAAUAUUUCUUGGUCUAUCUGACCUUCGCUUGGUAUAACGAGAUCCCUGAAUUUUCCACUUCUUAAUAAGUGAUUGAACAAUACUGACAGGCAUUUUCAAAGCUUUGGAUAUCUUUUUAUAUCCUUUUCCAUCUUUAUAACGUUCCAUUACCUUGUUACGCAGGUCUUUUGACAGUUCUUUUAUGCUCCUCAUGGCUCAGUAUCUAGCCUGCUCAGUGCAGCCACCUGAGAGCUAACAAACUAUUUGAGUAGUUAUACACAUACAUUAAUUGCUAUUUAAAAUGAACCUUUAAUUGCCCAUUUUAACCCAAAUAAGGCCAAAUAUUCAAGGGUAUGUAAACUUUUGAUCAGGGCCAUUUGGUUGAAUUCAGUUAUCAUUUUAAAAGGAGCCAAACAACUAUGUAAUAAUAAAUGGCCUCAUAUGAUCACUAUUCUGCAAUAAAAUAUUUUUUUUUAGGAUGAUCAGUCAUAUUUUCUUAAUCGUUGCCACAAUUUCACAAUUUCUGCAAUGGUACACAAACUUUUGAGCACAACUGUCAGUACCUCAGAAGAGAAAACAAGCAAAUAAUAGUGCAAUAUUUAUUAACAAUUAAAUUGAAAUCAAAUUUUAUAGAGAACUUACACUCUGUAGAGCUACUCAGAGCUCUGCUGUGUUGCGCAUGGGUGUGCAAUCCCUGGUUUAGGAUAUUUGUAGAUCCAAUAAUGUGUACAAUGGCUAUGUCCAAUAGUAUUCUGAUAAAUGGAAACAAGAAAAGAGAAAAAUCCAACAGUGUAGACCAAGCAUGUCAAACUCGUGGCCCACAAUGGACAUCUUUGCUCCCCGGCAAGCUGCUAGUACUUGCUUAGUGUUAUAGCAGAGUAGGCACCUGCUUUCUCCACAUUGCACGUGCCUAUUCUGCUAAACCUUACCCGGCCGGGGAGGAUGGCCAGCGAGGGAGCUCGGUGUUCCUGCUCCUCAUUGCUAAUUGCAUGCGCCGUCUGUAGUGAAGCCGGGCGCCGGAGUAGGACGUUAUAUUCCGGCACCCAGCAUCACUAAACCGCGCGAGGGAGCAGUGAGGAGCAGAUAGAAGACACUGGACCCCAGAGAGAGGCCCCACAUUGGCUCCCAAAGGUAGGGAGCAUUAAAGAAAAUUAUGUGUGUGUGUGUGUGUCAGUGAGUGUGUGUAUCAGUGAGUGUGUGUGUGUGUCUGUCAGUGAGUGUCUGUGUGUCUGUCAGUGAGUGUCAGUGAGUGUCUGUGUGUGUGUCUGUCAGUGAGUGUGUGUGUGUGAGGUGACAUCGACGUGCUCCAUCUUCACAGGGUUUCACAAAGUAGCGGAGGAUCAGACUUGGCACAGGGUGCGGACGGCGCCAUUUGGGGUAUACCAGAGGCCGGACUACGGAGUCACAUACUGGCAGCGGCAAUGUGAGUGGAGUCUGCUUGUUGAGUAGAGGGGGGUACUGGGAUUUAGUAUAUGGGGAGGACUGGGAUUUAUUAGAGGGGGGUACUGGGAUUUAGUAUAUGGGGGGGACUGGGAUUUAGUAGAGGGGGUGCUGUGGUUUAGUAGAGGGGUUUGCUGUUUUUUUUUUUAUACUGUACUUUUCAAAAUAAACCUACGUUUCUAUGAAAAUGUAAGUUUUUGGGGGGGUUUUUUGCGGCCCACAUAAACUUAAACCUUGUUUAUUUGGCCCGUGCCAGACUUUGAGUUUGACAUGCUUGGUGUAGACUGUAAAGGUAAGUAUAUAUUAUUAAUAAGUUACCCAACUUAUAAUUUGUAGAGCAGGAACCUGCUCUAGUAGUAAAAACCUUGGUGGUAUAAUCCCCUCCUGGGAUAUACAGGAACCAGGAAGUCAGCCAGCACAAAGAUAAUAAAGGUAUAUAGGAGUGGACUAUACCAGUAAAUUAACUUAAUUUAUAUAGCAGUAAAGCAAUAAACACAAUAAACAGUAAGUAAAUAAUAUAAAUAAUAGGCUCCAAUACCACACUUGGCACACUUCUCUCAACAGGACUUCUCUUCUUAUAUAUUCCAAUUGGGGAUUGUACCACCAAGACUAAAAAAAUUAUAUAUACAUUAUUUAUUUUUUAAUAAAAAACCAUCCAAGCACCUGUAGUGGUUUUGGUGUAAGGAGUGCCCGCUUAUUGUAAACAGUUUUAGAAUGGUUCGACGUAUUACUUGGGGUCCGCUGGGCUUCACUUCCUGGUUCCUCUUAGGCUUUAAAAAGCCAAUAGCUUCUGCUUAGCUGGUCUCUUUAGCUAAGCCCUGCCCUGCCGGCUAUAGAGGAGGCUGUAGUGGAGGUUGGGAUCUGUGCCCGGUGGACCCCGUGUAAGAAGUCAAAAAGUUCUAAAACAGUUUGACUUCUUACAUAUUGUUUGGACACUGAGGCCCUCUUGGUACCAUAACCACUACAUCAUACUGUAGUGGGUAUGGUGCUUGGAUAAUUCUUUUAGUGUAUCGUAAAGCUAAUAUAUAGAAAAAUAAUUAUAGUGGAUUGAUCUACUCCAGCAGACCUCUAUUAGUUUGCCAACAUUUCUUUCCUAACACAGGGGGCAUCCCAUGCUUGUGAAAAGCUGCUGAGCUUGCCAGAAUUCCACGAUGCCAGGACGGUUAAGAUUGACCCUGAUAGCCCUCAUAAUAAUGCCCGCUUCCUCACCCUGGAUGUAAGUAAUUCGCGUUUACACUAAUCUGUCUUCUCGUAUCCCAGAAGGUCAGGGAAAACACAGCCUUUUGAAAUGGGUUUGGCAUUGCUCCAAGUAAAAUAAGGCAUUAUCUUGAUAAAGGUCCAGGACGUUGGAAACAUAGAAACAUAGAAUGUGACGGCAGAUAAGAACCAUUCGGCCCAUCUAGUCUGCCCAAUUUUCUAAAUACUUUCAUUAGUCCCUAGCCCUAUCUUAUAGUUAGGAUAGCCUUAUGCCUAUCCCACGCAUGCUUAAACUCCUUUACUGUGUUAACCUCUACCACUUCAGCUGGAAGGCUAUUCCAUGCAUCCACUACCCUCUCAGUAAAGUAAUACUUCCUGAUAUUAUUUUUAAACCUUGUCCCUCUAAUUUAAGACUAUGUCCUCUUGUUGUGGUAGUUUUUCUUCUUUUAAAUAUAGUCUCCUCCUUUACUGUGUUGAUUCCCUUUAUAUAUUUAAAUGUUUCUAUCAUAUCCCCUGUCUCGUCUUUCCUCCAAGCUAUACAUGUUAAGAUCCUUUAACCUUUCCUGGUAAGUUUUAUCCCGCAAUCCAUGAACCAGUUUAGGAGCCCUUCUCUGAACCCUCUCUAAGGUAUCAAUAUCCUUCUGAAGAUACGGUCUCCAGUACUGUGUACAAUACUCCAAGUGAGGUCUCACCAGUGUUCUGUACAAUGGCAUGAGCACUUCCCUCUUUCUACUGCUAAUACCUCUCCCUAUACAACCAAGCAUUCUUCUAGCAUUUCCUGCUGCUUUAUUACAUUGUCUGCCUACCUUUAAGUCAUCAGAAAUAAUCACCCCUAAAUCCCUUUCCUCAUAUGUUGAGGUUAGGACUCUAUCAAAUAUUCUGUACUCUGCCCUUGGGUUUUUAUGUCCAAGAUGCAUUAUCUUGCACUUAUCCACAUUAAAUGUCAGUUGCCACAAUUCUGACAAUUUUUCUAGUUUACCUAAAUCAUUUGCCAUUUGGCUUAUCCCUCCUGGAACAUCAACCCUGUUACAUAUCUUAGUAUCAUCAGCAAAAAAGACAUACCUUACCAUCAAGACCUUCUGCAAUAUCACUAAUAAAAAUAUUAAAGAGAAUGGGUCCAAGUACAGAUCCCCGAGGUACCCCACUGGUGACAAGUCCAAGCUUUGAAUAUAUUCCAUUAACUACAACCCUCUGUUGCCUGUCACUCAGCCACUGCCUUACCCAUUCAACAAUAUUGGAAUCCAAACUUAAAGAUUGCAGUUUAUUGAUAAGCCUUCUAUGUGCAACAGUGUCAAACAACGCACUUAUGUGUUUUCUUUGCAAUGUUCGCUUUAAAUAGUAGCAAGCUGGUGCUAGCUCAGUGAGUUAACACCCUAACUUUAGAGACUUGUAUGUAUAACCUGAAAUGUUUCAAUCAUAAAGAACCCAUACAGCCUUUCAUCUUUCUGAGAUCUCUGAAAUGAGUAGCGAGUAUGUUGGGUUAUAGUAAUAUGAUAUAACUUACCGUGAAGCAUCGAAACAAAAACAAACAGGAGAUCUGAGAACACCGAGAACGGAUAGAAAUGUAAUCAUAUGCUCUUCGGUUCCCAUUCCCCCAGUAACCAGACGAAACAUAUUUCAAGGGGUCAACUGAUUUAUUUCAGACCACACAUGGCUUUUAUGCACAGACCCCUACAUGGGGUCUCCAACACAAUAAUACAGGGUUUUCAUUCCCAGGAUCCUUUGUGUCUGAGAGCUAAUUGCACGAGAAAAACCUAUAAUUCAAUUAUCUCUCAGGUACGAAAAAAUCUAUACAAAAUAUACAGUACCCCAAAAGUAGCUCCAUCAUAACUAGGAACCCCACAAAAGUUAUAUCCCCAGAUAGCUCUAAUCUGAGUGUAUAACAUAUCCAAAUAUCACUCAGAUCGGUUUGGUGAAACUGAAAUGCCACCAGGGUAAAAUAUUGACUGGUCGGACACGAGGCACUAGCCCAAAAACAGUUCUAGGGAAAUAGGUGUCCAGGCCGGUCUCUGUUCGGGGGUUCCUGUGCGAAUGCCAUGCAAGGGAUUCUCUUAAUUUCAGGGUACGAAUGCUCCCCCUGUUCAGUAGUUCCCAUCUCCCAAACAUCGUUCGCAAAGUUGGUCGGGAUGUAGAACAGGCAGCGGUCUAACCUUUACCGGGGUUCGUGCGAGUGCCUAGCCGAAAAGUGUUCCAGGCACUCGACGACCAAGUGCCGCUGCCCAUGUUCGGGAGACAAAAUGGCUGCCACUCCUUUGUCAACCACGCGCAUUUGGUUAUACGAAAUGGUGGCCAUCCAGGGGAAGCAUUCAUGAAUUACGUCCCUUGCGGUUUUGCACUUAAAGGACCACUCUAGGCACCCAGACCACUUCAGCUUAAUGAAGUGGUCUGGGUGCCAGGUCCCUCUAGGAUUAACCAAUUUUUUUAUAAACAUAGCAGUUUCAGAGAAACUGCUAUGUUUAUAAAUGGGUUAAUCCAUCCUCCAAAUCCUCUAGUGGCUGUCUCAUUGACAGCCGCUAGAGGCGCUUGCGUGAUUCUCACUGUGAAAAUCACAGUGAGAACACGCAAGCGUCCAUAGGAAAGCAUUAUGAAUGCUUUCCUAUGAGACCGGCUGAAUGCACGCGCAGCUCUUGCCGCGCGUGCGCAUUCAGCCAAAUGGGAGGAGAGGAGGAGGAUCGGAGGAGGAGAGCUCCCCGCCCGGCGCUGGAAAAAAGGUAAGUUUAACCCCUUUUCUCUCCCCAGAGCCGGGCGGGGGUUGGGGCACCCUCAGGGCACUAUAGUGCCAGGAAAACGAGUAUGUUUUCCUGGCACUAUAGUGGUCCUUUAAGUUGCUGAUGUGAACAUUCUAAUGGUCCUUGUUCAGGGGACGAAUGGAGGGUGUUCAUAUACCUUAACUCCCGAUCGAAAAAAGUGAUCCUAAAAGAAAUUGUUGCAGGCAGAGGGCAAAUGGGGCAUAAAAACUAAUAAGAUAUCGCACAUUAUCCAUCAUUGCAAUGGGUAGCUUGUUCACCUCAUCCAUGCAAACGACUCUACCGAACAGUGCCCUUCCAGGUUGUGUAGAAACGAACGCAAGUGAUUAUGGAAGUCCAGCGGUGUUCGGGAGUUUCAGUGUCAGAUUUUAGUUCCAUGAACUCAACGACCAAACAUCGCUGCCUGCAUUCGCGGGAACAAGAUGGCCGCCACCUCGUGGUCGUUAAUACGAUCUGUGGCCACCUAGACAAACAAUUAGAACACUGAGGUGGAAAUCGUUACAAGGAGUCAGUUUGACUUAACAAGUGCACGGGUGGUCUCUGGUUCGUGCGGUUGUUCGGUUCCCGAACGGCAUAGGGAAAUUACACAAACUAAACCUUUUAAACUGUUUUUUACAUGUUUCCCUGCAGGGCCCAUAGUCUAUGGGCAGGAGGCUGGCAAGCAGGCUCCUCUAGGAGCCCAUGGCUAGGUCACAUUCGCCACAUGAUCAUCUUGAGGUAUAGCCAAUAUCCCUCUAGUCACCGUGAGCAAAGGGCCCCUGUCUGGAUUACACUUUAAACAAGUUGCAAGAGAGUACAGAGAAGAAUGAGAAAAACAGACAUAUAAACAGUACAUCUGUAAAAUAGCAUAAAAUUCUCAAACUUUAUAAAAGUUAGGGAGAAACAAUAAGUAGAGAGAUGAUGGGAGGUGAAAACCGCUGCGAAUACGACUUCAGAUCGCAAGGAGGAAACAAUGUCUUUUUGUCCACAAAGUUUCUGUAAUUUUUACUGCUCUGUUUCUGGAUGAAUACAUGUGAUUCCGUAGCUAGUUUUAGCAGAAGUUAUGAAAAGAGUAUAAAUACAAUACUGGCAUCUCUGUCCUGGACCCUGAUUUUUAUUCAGUGUAAACCAGGAUGCGUGGAGCCAUGGCAGCUGUAAACCUUGACGGCAUCAUGUGUACCGAUAGAAGAGCAAAAUAUUACGCAGGAUUACUGGAAAUGUCAUAUUUUAUUUAACAUCGUAUCUAUCCCAUCCACAGGCUCAUAAAAUACUGCUUGUGCCCAAACCACGGCCUCGAAAAGGGCUGUUUUACAGGAUCAUCCCUCCGAAUAGGGCUGGCAAAGAAAUGCUGAAAAUGUGCUCUACUCCACAGGUACAGCACAUAAUAUGGUGUAAAUACUGAAAUCUGCUAUCACUGGAUGGUGUUAGAAAGAUCGACAAAGACCCAUGGCAGUCUAGGACUAUAUUUCUAAACACAAAAACCUUUUCAGUCUCUUGUUAUUAUUGAUUCUAGUCGCUCCCUUAUCCAAGGUACUUAAAGUGACCCAACAGACUUCAGGCGACCUUUGUUUAAAUGCUUUAUAGAGAAUAGGCAUUCGGUAGACAGAUAUAGCUUUUUGAGACAUAACUUGUGGUGUUUGGUAUGUCUCUUAACCCCUUAAAAGGAAACUAUAGUGCUAGGAAGACAACUUUGUUUUCCUGGCAUUAUAGUGACCUAUAGUCAUUGUCCCCCCACACCAUUGUGAUAAUUAGGCUAAAAACCCCUUUAUCACUUACAUGGGCACUGGUUCAUGCACCGUCUCUGCUCCUCCUUUGCCAAUGUCAGCCGGUAGGGGGACCUUAUGCGGAUGCGCAGGGUGCUCAGUGAUCGCAUUAGGACUUCCCCAUAGGAAAGCUGGUAGACAGCCACCAGAGGUGGAGUUAACCCUGCAAGGUAAUUAUUUGAGUUUAUCAAAAACUAUAAUUACAAUUGCAGGGUUCGGGCCCGGGACACUGCACCCAGACCACUUCAAUGAGCUGAAGUUGUCUGGGUGCCUAUAGUGUCCCUUUAAGGAUGAAAGCAAUUGUGCACGUUCUGAUCAAAACAAAAUGUAAACAAUAUAUAUCUGUUCAACCAUAAUUUACUUCUUUCAUGUUAAGUGUACCCGCACUUAUAAUAUAUCAUUUUGUUCAGGAGAAACAGGGCUUUCGUUUCACAUCAAAUAUUUAUAACAUUAUAUUAUAAUAUUAAACAUAGUUUAAUAUGAAUAAAAUCUAAACAAAAGUUUGAGAAAUUAAGAGAUUCUCUCAUUUUUCAUGUUCGGCAUGUGUACUGCAUGGCAUAAUUUACUAAACUGGAUUCUCUCCAGUUACCUUACAUAAUCCAGGAGGCAGGUGUUCUCCCUAACAAUUUCAGUGACCACUGUCUAGUGUAUUGCAAACGCAAAAUAGGCCAUUAUAUCCCCUCCCAAGAUUAUAAUCACCAGGUAGAGUGCAAAUAAAAGGGACACACCUGCGCUGGCUUACAGCUGACCUCAUUCAAAUGUACCAGUUCAAGCAUCCGACCCUACUCCUCUCAACAGAUGCCAAGAAGGCUUUUGACUGGGUGGACUGGGGACUCAUGUUUAAAACACUCCAGAGUAUGGGCAUUGGACCCAAAUACAUCUCAUGGGUGGAGGCACUAUACACCUGCCCAACAGCACGAUUGCAGAUCAACAGAGCUCUGUCGAACCCGUUCCAAAUACACAAAGGGAUGCGCCAAGGCUGCCCACUGUCGCCCCUGCUUUUUGCACUCACCUUGGAACCCUUCCUGAACAACAUCAGAUGCAAUGAGAAUAUACGCGGAUUGGAAGUGGGUCGGACACACCACAAAGUUCUAGCGUAUGCAGACUACCUCCUCUUCGUAGUGAAGGACCCAACCACAUUCCUGCAGACGAUCACAAUGGAAUUUGAAACAUAUGGCCGCAUAUCCAAUCUACAAAUCAACUACUCCAAAUUGGAAAUCUUAGGCAUUACCACCAGCCACAACCAACAGUGGAUGCUCCAACAAAGCUUCCCCUUCCGCUGGUGCAAAACCCAGGUGCGAUACCUAUGAAUCUGGCUCACACCAGACCCGGCGGACCUAUACACUCACAACUUUGCACCCAUUCUCAAAACGGCAGUAGAGGAACUACAAAACUGGAAUUCAUACUAUAUCUCCUGGCUGGGCCGAGUAAACGUGGUCAAGAUGACCUUACUUCCCAAACUCCUCUUUAUCUUCCAAAUAAUACCAGUCCUGGCCCCAAAAACCUUCUUUACCACCAUACAGGCGGAAGUCCGCAAAUUCAUCUAGAAAGGCAGAUCCCCCCGUAUAGCUCUUUCCCAACUGACACUACCCAAACACAAGGGCGGACUAGCUCUACCAGAUUUAAAAAAGUACUACCUAGCGGCUCCUAGCACCAGAGUCAUCAGCUGGUCCACGCAGGGCCGCCAUCAGGGGGUGACAACCAUGAUGGUUGUCACGGGCCCGGCGACCCUGCCUACAGGUAACGGAACCACCAAAAGCAAUCUCCUUGAUCUACGCCACACUGGUGACGGGCCGAUACCUACUGGCCCUACCAUGCAUCAGACAGUGGGAAUAAGACCUCGACGAAACAUGCUCGGAGGCAGACUGGGACAAAAUCAUCACCCACGUCCAAAAACCCCAAAGUCGGCAAGACUACAAGAAAAUGCAUACAAAGUCCUCACCCGAUGUUACAUGAACCUGGCCACGCUCCACGCCAGAGACCAUACCGCACCAGACACUUGCUGGCGAUGCGGAGAGGAGAGGGUCACCUUCAAACACAUCUAGUGGGAUUGCACCCUUAUUAUUCCUUACUGGGAAACUAUCGGCCAAGUGAUACGCAAGGUGACCGACGAGACACUACCGCUGACACCGGCUCCAUAUCUCCUCCACCACACUAGUAUGCCGAUGCCUGCCUAUAAAAGAUCAGUGAUUCCAAAACCAUCAUCCCUGUCUACUAGAGACAACCACGCACCCCCCCUUCUCAAGCGAUGGGUGGAGGAGGUGGAGGAUACAAGAAAAUUCAAGACCUGAAAGCAAGCUCGGCGAAGGACAAAGAAAAAUACACGAAGAGAUGGUUCCACUGGCUGAGACAUAUCACAGUUUGCACAACUUUUGACAACUACUUAGAUGGCCAGAGGGUAAAUGAGAGAGCAUGGAGUGCUGUUGUGGAGGAGGGUCCGGGGGGCGCAGCGUACUGGAGCGGUGACCGAAGGCGACCAGCUUCCCUAUUCCCCCUCUCGCUCUCCCCCGCUUUCUCCCCUCCCUCCUACUGAUUCCACGUCUCCGACCUUUCCACCCCAGACCCGACCUCCCCCUCCAAACCGCGGACCCGACCUGUCCACCCUAUGCCUUCCCAGAGUACUAAAGAUGAACCACAGGUGUCCAUCAACCGCUUUCUCACAACCACCUCAUCACGUAAUACUCCCCCACCGCUCGAACCCAUCACAAAACCAAAAGGGCAUAACACUAACGCAGGCCACCAUGCUGGUAACACAAACAAUACCACCAACAACAGACAAUCCUAUCUACACUAUAACCACGCUGCACACAUGGGGUAAGGGGGGAUGGGGUGAAAACGCACACUAUCUCUAGGUGCACCGACUGCUAAAACCACUACUCACCCUAACUGCACCGCAGGUGGCUUCACCUCUGCAGGGGCAACCAAUUUGACCAGAUGAUUACGAUCACCACUACCUCACCACACCAUCUACCUCUGCGCAGGCAAAGGUUACUGUAUAGUUGAUGACUUCACCAUGCCACGCACACCCCGGGCAACUAAACUAAAUGCCUAACCAGGCAUCUAAGUGAAGCUCAAGAGUGAGGACCCUCCCUUUCGAACCAGGCUCUCUCGCUGAUUCAUUACCCAUUGAAAAGCUGGCAUACUAUGCCCAGGUGUCAACACUCAUUUCGGAGUAUAUAAGUCUAUGAUUCUAGACACAAUCACCUACGUAACACCCUAUUGCACAUCCAGCCACCACCACAUACAUAUCUGUUACUACGCUGUUACAAACUGUUCAAUACUGCCUAUGACGGAAUUGUUCUGCACAAUGUUAUGUUAAUCCACUUUGACCCAAAUGCCUCUGCGCAGGUGACCAUAUGCCCUUCUUAUCACCCUGCGAUAUGUUUUGCUUUUACCAUGCUACCACAACAAAAAACACUUAACACAAAUGCUAACAUGCAUAUUAUACAGGGAGUGCAGAAUUAUUAGGCAAGUUGUAUUUUUGAGGAUUAAUUUUAUUAUUGAACAACAACCAUGUUCUCAAUGAACCCAAAAAACUCAUUAAUAUCAAAGCUGAAUAUUUUUGGAAGUAGUUUUUAGUUUGUUUUUAGUUAUAGCUAUGUUAGGGGGAUAUCUGUGUGUGCAGGUGACUAUUACUGUGCAUAAUUAUUAGGCAACUUAACAAAAAACAAAUAUAUAACCAUUUCAAUUAUUUAUUAUUACCAGUGAAACCAAUAUAACAUCUCAACAUUCACAAAUAUACAUUUCUGACAUUCAAAAACAAAACAAAAACAAAUCAGUGACCAAUAUAGCCACCUUUCUUUGCAAGGACACUCAAAAGCCUGCCAUCCAUGGAUUCUGUCAGUGUUUUGAUCUGUUCACCAUCAACAUUGCGUGCAGCAGCAACCACAGCCUCCCAGACACUGUUCAGAGAGGUGUACUGUUUUCCCUCCUUGUAAAUCUCACAUUUGAUGAUGGACCACAGGUUCUCAAUGGGGUUCAGAUCAGGUGAACAAGGAGGCCAUGUCAUUAGAUUUUCUUCUUUUAUACCCUUUCUUGCCAGCCACGCUGUGGAGUACUUGGACGCGUGUGAUGGAGCAUUGUCCUGCAUGAAAAUCAUGUUUUUCCUUGAAGGAUGCAGACUUCUUCCUGUACCACUGCUUGAAGAAGGUGUCUUCCAGGAACUGGCAGUAGGACUGGGAGUUGAGCUUGACUCCAUCCUCAACCCGAAAAGGCCCCACAAGCUCAUCUUUGAUGAUACCAGCCCAAACCAGUACUCCACCUCCACCUUGCUGGCGUCUGAGUCGGACUGGAGCUCUCUGCCCUUUACCAAUCCAGCCACGGGCCCAUCCAUCUGGCCCAUCAAGACUCACUCUCAUUUCAUCAGUCCAUAAAACCUUAGAAAAAUCAGUCUUGAGAUAUUUCUUGGCCCAGUCUUGACGUUUCAGCUUGUGUGUCUUGUUCAGUGGUGGUCGUCUUUCAGCCUUUCUUACCUUGGCCAUGUCUCUGAGUAUUGCACACCUUGUGCUUUUGGGCACUCCAGUGAUGUUGCAGCUCUGAAAUAUGGCCAAACUGGUGGCAAGUGGCAUCGUGGCAGCUGCACGCUUGACUUUUCUCAGUUCAUGGGCAGUUAUUUUGCGCCUUGGUUUUUCCACACGCUUCUUGCGACCCUGUUGACUAUUUUGAAUGAAACGCUUGAUUGUUCGAUGAUCACGCUUCAGAAGCUUUGCAAUUUUAAGAGUGCUGCAUCCCUCUGCAAGAUAUCUCACUAUUUUUGACUUUUCUGAGCCUGUCAAGUCCUUCUUUUGACCCAUUUUGCCAAAGGAAAGGAAGUUGCCUAAUAAUUAUGCACACCUGAUAUAGGGUGUUGAUGUCAUUAGACCACACCCCUUCUCAUUACAGAGAUGCACAUCACCUAAUAUGCUUAAUUGGUAGUAGGCUUUCGAGCCGAUACAGCUUGGAGUAAGACAACAUGCAUUAAGAGGAUGAUGUGGUCAAAAUACUCAUUUGCCUAAUAAUUCUGCACUCCCUGUAUAUUGCCCACAGUGGUACAAUGAAUCACUCAGACCUGGGGCACUAUUAUACUUGAGCCGUUCAAAGUCCUCUGCUCAUUUACUGUCCUCAAAGCCGAUUAGUCCGCUAGAGACAUAGCAGCUCCCCGGUAACCGACACAAGGCUACUACGCAACCUCCAACAACACUCCAGCCACUGCAACACUAGGCUCUUGCCCUGACGCUUUUCACAUUAAUCAGCAUCAGGCAAAUACUUUAGUUUUAAAAUGCCAACCUUAGGCAACUUUACCUGCACAUUGUAGGAUGGCUCUGUGCUACCAUACUCUGCCUCAGUGUGGGCUAGGGUCUACAAAGCAUCGAUACCUGUGGAGUGUUUGAACAUAGUAUGCCAUUUAUGUAAGCUACUCUGUCCUUGUCUGCUCCUUACCUACUGGUGUAUGAUUUAGCACUGCACGGCCUUUAUUAGUUCUGAUUCUUGGAAUAAUCGUUAAAGUAGAACAAAAACGCACCUCUGUCACCUCAUGCAUAUCUGAUAAAACACUGCUACAAAUUGUUCACUAAUACCUAUCUAGGAAUUGUUCUGCAAUUAAUCUUGUUUGUUUACUUUGACCUAUCUGCCUCUGCGUAGGCGACCAUGUGCCUCUCAUAUCAACCUGCAAAAUGUUUGCUUUUACUCUGCUAUCAAAAUAAAAAAAAUAAAAAACAUUUAACACAAAUGUACCUGUUAAGAGAUUUACUGUGGUCAAAGUUCAAGCGUAGUGGCUCCAUGAACGAUCACUGUGCCUACAGACAAAAUGCAUGCACAAAACAAACAAAAAUGGAAAAGGCCCAAGAUUUCAGUGACAGUCCUGGUUUAAGAGCUCUUCUGGGAAGCUCCCACCCUACCUGAGCAGAAUGCUUUCCCUGGCUGUUCCCACUUCCUAUAAUCUCCGAUCCAGUACCAGCACUUUAUUUAGUCUACCUCAAUACAAAAAGAAAGCGGCUCGAUCCUCCUUUUCCUACAGAGCACCGCAAUUAUGGAACGACCCCACACAAACCUUCAAAUCUUCCCCAAGCCUAAAAUCCUUUAAGAGAUCCUUCUCUACAUAUCUCAAAACAGAAUGCACCUUCAUGGUUGAUUAUAUAUUUCUUACCGUUCUUUGUUAAAGUUUGUAUAUAUUGUGUAUUAAUAUUGUUUUUGUAUUUUAUUGUACCCUAUUGUAUCAAUGCAAUGUUUUGUGGACCCAGGACAUACUUGAAAACAAGAGAAAUCUCAAUGUAUCUUUCCUGGUAAAAUAUUUUAUAAAUAAAUCAAUAAAAUCAAACUAUCUGACCGAUGAUCAAUCAGGCGUUUGUCCAAAUCACUCAACUUCGAAUGUUUGCAAUGACAUCCAAAUUGGUAUGGAACAAGGAGACUUAACUGGAGCUAUUUUCCUUGAUUUUGCCAAAGCCUUUGACACAGUAGACCAUGGCAUUUUUUUGCAAAAACUUAAAAACUCAGGCAUUGGUGAUCGUCCAUUAACCUGGUUUCGAUCAUAUGUUUCACACUAAUUUCUGAUAGUGCCUCCCUUCCUCUUCCAGUCACAUGUUUUGUUCCCCAAGGCUCCAUACUCCACUACUAUUCACAUUAUUUAUAAAUGAUCUGUCUAACGCCUGCAAGUCGUUAACUGUACACAUGUAUGCAGAUGACACAGUAAUUGAAGAUUAAAUAAACAUAUAUUGAAAAAUAAACAGCGUUUGGAUCUAAUUAAGGAAGCUACAGAUCUUUUUUUUACAGAAAAUGUCUCUCCUGACAUACCAUUGCCAAUGAUAUGGUGUGCCUUUAAAUGUACUAUUAGAGGUCACCUAAUCAAGCUGGGCAGUCAAGAAAAAUGACAAAAUAAUAUGAAUAUAUCUGAAUUGUAUAUAAACUUAGACUGUUUGGAGAAGGAAAACAGGAGUAGUCCCUCAAAGGAAAAGAGCGACAGAUUGAUGGCCAUCAGGAACCAGCUUAGUAAUAUUUUUAUUCAGAAAGCAAACUAUACUCUUGAAAACCUUAUGAGAACAGAGGCGGCUCUCUAAUUAGGCGAUUUAGGCGGCCGCCUAAGACCUCGCGCUGGCUGGGGCCUCGCGGCCGCCUAAAUCGCCCAAGGGCAGACUGACAUGUCGGGUCCUCGGUCUAUGACCGAGGAUCCGACAUCAGGGGGAACCCGGCGGCUUGCCCUUUAUGCCGCCGGGUGCGAGGCCCCCUCAGUCCGCCCGGAGAGCCAGCCUUCAGUCUGCAGCUCCUCCGGGUGUGAGCUGCAGACUGAAGUGCCUCACGAUCCCCAGCCAAUCAGAGCGUUGCCGCGGGUUACCACGGCAACGCUCUGACUCCUGGAGAUCGCGAGACUCCUAUCACGUGGUCUGCAGCUCACACCCGGCGGAGCUGCAGACCGGAUAGGAGGCCCACCGGACCACCAGGGAGCCAGGACACUGGACCACCAGGGACACCUGCAAAGGUAAUUCCCCCUGUCACCCCCUAAGUCCCCUGUCACCCCUCAGCGUCCCCUGUCACCCCCUAAGUCCCCUGUCACCCCUCAGCGCCCCCUGUCACCCCUAAGUCCCGUCACCCCCUAAGUCCCCCUGUCACCCCUCAGCGUCCCCUGUCACCCCCUAAGCCCCCUGUCACCCCUCAGCGUCCCCUGUCACCCCUAAGUUCCCUGUCACCCCUCAAAGUCCCCUGUCACCCCUAAGUCCCCUGUCACCCCCUCAACCCCCUGUCACCCCCUCAACCCCCUGUCACCCCUCAAAAAGUCCCCUGUCACCCCUCAAAGUCCCCUGUCACCCCCUAAGUCCCCUGUCACCCACUAAGUCCCCUGUCACCCCCUAAGUUCCCUGUCACCCCUAAGCCCACUGUCACCCCUCAAAGUCCCCUGUCACCCCUAAGUCCCCUCUCACCAAGUCCCCUGUCACCCUCUACCUAAGUCUCCUGUCACCCCCUAAGUCCCCUGUCACCCCCUAAACCCACUGUCACCCCUCAAAGUCCCCUGUCACCCCUAAGUCCCCUCUCACCAAGUCCCCUGUCACCCUCUACCUAAGUCUCCUGUCACCCCCUAAGUCCCCUGUCACCCCCUAAACCCACCUAAGUCCCCUGUCACCCCUAACUAAGUCCCUUGUCACCCUCUACCUAAGCCCCCUGUCACCCCCUCACCAAGUCCCAUCACCCCCUCACCAAGUCCCGUCACCCCCUAACUAAGCCCCCUGUCACCCCUCACCGAGUCCCCUGUCACCCCCUAACUAAGCCCCCUGUCACCCCUCACCAAGUCCCCUGUCACCCCUAAGUCCCCUGUCACUUCUAAGUCCCCUGUCACCCCAUCACUUAGUCCCCUGUCACCCCCUACCUAAGCCCCCUGUCACCCCUAACUAAGUCCCCUGUCACCCCUCACCAAGUCCCCUGUCACUCCUAAGUCCCCUGUCACCCAUCACUAAGUCCCCUGUCACCCCCUACCUAAGCCCCCUGUCACCCCUCACCAAGCCCCCUGUCACCCCUCACUAAGUCCCCUGUCACCCCCUACCUAAGCCCCCUGUCACCCCUCACUAAGCCCCCUGUCACCAUCACUAACUUCCCUGUCACCCCCCACCAAGCCCCUGUCCGCCCCCUGCAUGCUGGAGCCUGUGGGUAGCACAUGGUGGAGGUGUUGGAGCGGAUUUUGCAUCGAGUUUUGGAGCCAUUCUGGAAAUUGUUUGCAGUUGUUUUGGGAAUUUUUGGUGCAUUUCUCAAGCUGUGGAAAGGCGGGGAGCUGUGCUUCGUCGUUUGCAUGCCUUUUAUUGUGUGUUCUGCAUUGUGGGUUGGUUUCCAUGCCAGCUCAUUUUGACUUUUUUCUGACCUCCAGAACAAAUUAAUUGGUUUUCAAUUCAUUCCUAUGGGAAACCACGUUUCGGUUUACAAAUUUUUCGCAAUCAGAAAUGUCCCGUAGAACGCAUUAAAUUCGUAAACCGAGGUCCCACUGUAUAUAUAUAUAUAUAUAUAUAUAUAUUAGUCAGCCAGUCCACACCAGCCAGUUGAUUCAAUGCUUUCCUAUGGGGAGGUCUAAUGAGCGUGCAUUAGACCCUGUGUGUCGCGGGACAGAGGAAGGGCUGAGCAAUGAUCCAGCGCCGAUCGACAUCAGCGCUAGGAAAAGGUUAGUAGAUAAAGGGUUUUUAUUUACAGAGGGGGGCACAAGGGAGGGGGGAGGCAGAGAAAUACAGCUUUGCAUUCCUGGCACUACAGUAUCCCUUUAAGUUUCCAUACUUAACCAAGAGCAUGUGAAGAGUAGGAAAAUUAAUGGGCCUAUUUCAAUAGGCAGGGGCCUCUAGCUUCAACUCCAUCAGCCUCUAUGUUAAUCUGCCUUGCUCCUAUCCAGUUUUCAGGGGAGACUCAUGCCAGCAAGGGCUACUCUGAAUAAAAAGCAUGGCCACUAAUCAAUUUCAGUAGAAAUAAAAAAAAACUCUGCUGCCAUCUACUGGCUAAACAUUGCAUUACAGCUACUUGAUUUGCAUCUUACAUGUCUCUACUUUCUCGUAGUAUAUUUAUAGAACAUUAAAUCCUAUUUGCAGGGAGUGUACAAUUACGGUGUCCCUGUGAGUUUGGAUGACAGAAUAUCCGUGGACCUGGUGGUUCUAAAUGGGUGACAAAUUCAUCAUACUAAUAGUACAAGCUGUGAGAACCACUGCAGCCUGAAUGCAUGUUUUUACAUUGCCUCUCACUGGAGAAGUCCAGCGCAUCAAAACAGGGAGAGCACCGAUGUCAAUGCAGGGAGAGCACCUCUGUCAAUGCAGGGAGAGCACCGCUGUCAAUGCAGGGAGCGCACCGCUGUCAAUGCAGGGAAAACCCCGCUGUCAAUGCAGGGAGAGCACCGCUGUCAAUGCAGGGAACGCACCGCUGUCAAUGCAGGGAGAGCACCGCUGUCAAUGCAGGGAAAACCCCGCUGUCAAUGCAGGGAGAGCACCGCUGACAAUGCAGGGAGAGCACCGCUGCCAAUGCAGAGAAAGCACCGCUGUCAAUGCAGGGAGCGCACCGCUGUCAAUGCAGGGAGCGCACAGCUGUCAAUGCAGGGAGAGCACCACUGUCAAUGCAGGGAGCGCACCGCUGUCAAUGCAGGGAGCGCACCGCUGCCAAUGCAGAGAAAGCACCGCUGUCAAUGCAGGGAGCGCACAGCGGUCAAUGCAGGGAGAGCACCGCUGUCAAUGCAGGGAGCGCAUCGCUGUCAAUGAAGGGAGAGCACCGCUGUCAGUGCAGGGAGAGCACCGCUGUCAGUGCAGGGAGCGCACCGCUGUCAAUGCAGGGAGCGCACCGCUGUCAAUGCAGGGAGCGCACCGCUGUCAAUGCCCGUUUCUCACUUGAGGUUCUGUUAUUCAGGUUGGAGAAUUGGAAAAGGAGAAGGAUUUGCUGACUUGGAGCACGCCAUGAUGAUGGCGAUGGAAGCGGUUACAGAAGACACUGUUGUGGUCACUAUAGUUCACGAUUGUCAAGUAAGUUUCAACUUCCUCCUCCUGUUAUUACAGUUACUAUGUUAUUACAUAAUAGCAGUCUCUGGAAGUAGGAUAAAAUAGCAUGCAGAUUGUCAGCUCUUGGGGCUUUUGUUUGUAUGAAUGUUGUCUGACCUCCGCCUGCCCCCAUAUGCCUUAUUUCUCCAUGGAGAGUUUUCUACUAAAGUAGCAUAGUAAUGUAGUAAUUUGUGUUCAUAAAAUGCAACCUCCCAUCCCUGAAUAUUCAUUAAUUAAAUAAGCAUAUGUUAAUUAAUGGGAAAUAUUUAAUUUUCUAAAGGACCAGUUUAUAUAUGGGGCAUUUUGAAUAGUCAAACAUAAUUUAGCAGUGCCCAAAUUAAAUAAAACUCUUAAUUAGCUACAAUUCAACAUAACAAAAAUUGGAAUCACUGAGUUCCUGAGGUGGUCUUUAAUUAACACUGAACAAUCCCUACUGUAAAGAUCAUUUUGGCUCAUUUGCCAAGUUACCAGAGUGCAAAUAAAAAAUUAAAAUGUGACGCCUUCAGGGGAGCUCUUGAAGCCUAUAUCUGCCAAAAUGAGAGUAGGAGAAGCACAGAUACAGCACAAACCCUUCCACGCCACUGCUGGUGAGGGUUAUCCCAGGACCAUACUCUAGAGUCUUCCAAAUUAGUGCUUGUACUGCUGAGAGAGACCCUAGCAAAGUCUGAACGACAUUUUAUCUAGUGUACAGGCCUUACUAAGAUGGCAGAUGCCACAUGCUCCUCCACAACUAGUGGCUUGUCUUAUACUGCACUGGCUCGGCUAGACGAACUGUUUGCAGAUAUCUGCGGAAACAUAAGUGGGCAACAGCAAAUGACCAAGAAAGAUCACAGUCUACCCUUUAGUCAAUCGCAAAAUGUCCCACCAACAUCGGAUGGUCUUCUUUAGGCAGAUGCCAGGGCUCUGGGGUCUACUCGCCAUAAGAGAAUUUGGAAUAAUCACCAGUCGCGGUUAUGGUGUUGGAUCCCCAGGAGUCAUGGUGACCAUUGCCACAAACUCUGGCUGAGAGCCCUCAUGAUGGGGACUCCUUGUGCAUGGCCCACACAUUUUCAGGUUCUACAAAUAACACCGUCAAGUUACAGCUUCACUCCAAACUAAUGAUCAGGGAGCCAAAGGUAUCCAGAUUGGUGGGCAUCGCAUACAGGCUCUCGUUGGUGCCCGAGACUCCUUAUUAUUUCUUUUUAUCAAUCGUGCAUUCUGCUUCUUAAGUGUAGCUUCUUAUGCACUAUUAAUGUCGCUUAUCCUAAAGGCUGCAUGUUUAUUUUAGAUUGUGUUACGUACCGUCGUCUAACUUUGCAACUUCUGCAAAUACCUAUACCAGACCACUAUACAAGGUUCUGUUGCACUACCUAUGUUUUCUCCACUUAUUUAAAAAUGUGUACUCACUCAAAGUGUACUCAAACUGUUAAUCUGUAAACGUAUAUAUUAUACCUCUGCGUAGGUUCCCUAAUGUGUUACCAACUCAUGUCUAUUAUCUCUGAAGUAUCCCUACAAAAUGAACCUUUACAAAAGCUAAUAAACCAUGAUUAAAAGUUGUGAUCCUCACCAACCCUGAACUAACCGGGAGUGAGCCCAACCCAGUUAUUUUAAAGCAAGGAACGGAACUUAACAGAAUGCUACCGUCCCACUUGAUUCAAAUGAUUAACCUUCACCCAGAGGCCCCUGCACAUCCACUUAAUCCCUCUGCUUUGUACAUGGCAUGAUAUAACUAAUGAUUUAAGUUUACAGUGAAAAGUUAAGGAAACCUAUAUUUCUGAAAAUGCUAUUCAGUUUUUGAAAAUAUGAGAAUUUCUAAGCUUUCAACUCAACUGAAACUUUUUUUCCCAGUUACCAAGUAGUUUUGGAUGGAAUAUACAAAUUCAGAAAUGAAUCUCUGUGUGAUCAAAGCACUUUCAGUCUGUCAGAUUAUUUCCCCAUUUUGCAAUUUGGAUGCACAGUCUUAGCUAACUAUGAAAUAAAACAUGUAUAGGUCUAUGUGAAAUGCCUGGUUUAUUAAGUCACAAUUUUGCUUGUUCCUCACCGAGAUCGUUGGAGUUACUUAUUACAUUAUCAAAUUAGACAUGUCUGCCUUAUUGUGUUGAAGGUGCUUGAUUUUCCCGAGGAUCUCCUGGGAGAGCACAACCUCACUGUGGAUUAUAUAUUGACACCAACACGAAUUAUUAAAACAGACUGCAAGCGUCCAAAGCCAGAAGGAAUCAUAUGGUCUAAGGUGAGAUUACUAUAGAAGUACCUCAUUCGUUCCUUAUUCCAUGCGGCUUUAUCAUUCUAUUUUUUCUAACUCCAAAUACGCUAUGGUCACAUCUAUUUUUGCUCGGUUCUCCCAUUCAGAAUUAAAUCACGAAAAAUCAAAGUUUAGUGAAACACCCUGUUAGAGAAAGCUAAUAGAAUUAAAUACCCCAGCAGGCCUUUUUGUAGCUUCUAAAGAUAGGACUUGGCCGCUCCUAACGUUCUAGAUAACAUCAGGUUAUAGAGUGCAUUACCUGCUGGGCCAUUCGCUUCCUUUCCUGCCGCACAGACUUGAACAAUUUUGGUUAAUAUUAUUAUUGAUAUUUAUAUAGCGCCAGCUUAUUCCACAGCUCUUUACAUUAAAAGGGGUAAUUUAACAAAUGAGACAAUAACGAAAUGUUACAGGAAUAAUAGGUAGACAAGGAUCCUGCUUGUAACGGGACCAGGGUAACACGUCUGGUUAUCCCCUCGUUAUUAAUAAGUGCCCCGACCCAUUUCCCCCAGUAACUGGAUGACACACAGUUCCAGGGUACAACAAAAAUCAUUAUUUGCCACACUCAGCUUUAUAUGUUUCCCCGUGCAAGGGGUGGGCACUAGACAAAGACAAUGUCCCCUCACAGGGACUUCCUGGCAGGAAUGGGACUCAAGUCCCUUUGUCCCCAGUUCCCGCCACCCAAAUACAGGAUUUCCCAUUUCCCGUGGCAGGGAGUUUCCUUCCCAGGGUCCUCUGUACCUGGGAGUCCCAGCGCGGGAAAGAUUCCCACUUCCUGGUCUCCCAGACACAGAAAGCCCACCAAAACCGCCAUUGUCCCCACCAAUCUCAUGGACUCCCAGAAUGGUCACCAGCAUGAACAGCCUCAGUUUGCAGGGUCCCUGGGUAAAACUAAGCAAAGGAAAUGUAUUCUUUCGGGACACGAAUGCCCCCCUGGCCAGUGCUCAUCUAUGCGAAUGGCAGCCACCCAGGGAAGCACUCAUUAAUUACUUCCCUUGCAGUUUCACACUUAUGUUGCACGUUGCCAACGUUCUAAUUGAUUGGUAUGAACACCCCAAGGAUGCUGGGGAGGUCCUAGUUCAGGAACAGAAUAAGGUGGGAAACAAUUUGCGAAUGCUCCACCUGGACGGCGUUCAUCUAACGACCAAACUGCCACCCAGGGUCGGCACGCGUCAAGGCUUCCCUUGUGGUUUGUGGUUUUCACACCUCGUUAGCAAGGUGCGAACAUUCUAAGUAAACAUUCGAAAUGGGGUAUUGGGGUGGUCCCCGUUCCUGAGAUGAACGGGCUGCGUUCGAGUAUGGUCUCCCGAACGGGGAGCAGGUAAAAUACACAAAUAAUCACGAAUGACGGGGAAACAUAAGCAACUAUAUAAUUACACUUGCUGGUUUAGCGUGAUCCCGCCACUCUGUUCAAAUGAGCUUACAGUCUAAAGGAGGUGGGGCAUAACAAAGGGGCAGACGUGGGGGAUGUUUCGAAGGUGGAAUCGACAGGUUUUAGAAACACAUUGGACAUGAAGUGCAAAGGUGAGGCCAGGAUCAAAAAUGACACCUAGACAGCGAGCUUGCAAGGAUGGGGUGAGGCAGGCACCAUCAACCUGCACAGAGAGUGAAAGAGGAGGAUCAGUGUUAUGAGGAGGAAAAAUAAGAAACUCAGUUUUAGAGAGAUUGAGCUUAAGAAAGUGAGAGGACAUCCAUUUAGAGAUGGAAGAAAGGCAAUUAGUGACACGUUGUAGGACAGCAGGGGAGAGAUCAGGGGAGGAGAGAUAUAUCUUGGUGUCAUCAGCAUACAAGUGGAAGUCCAAACGAAUUGAUGAGUUUGCCAACAGAGGCAGUAUAGAGAGAGAACAAAAGGGGACCAAGAACUAAACCUUGAGGGACUCUGACUGAGACAGGACGAGGGGAGGAGAGGUAAUUGGAAAAGGAGACACUGAAUGAACAUUGGGAGAGAUAGGAGGAGAACCAUGAGAGAGCUUUGUCACAGAGACCAAGAGAUUGAAAAGUUUGGAGAAGGAGGCCAUGAUCAACAGUGUCAAAGGCAGCAGAGAGGUCAAGAAGAAUUAGUAUGGAGUAGUGGCCUUUGGAUUUAACCGCAAUUAGAUCAUUUGUAACUUUAAUCAGAGCAGUCUGUGAGGAGUGGAGGGGUGGAAUCCAGACUGAAGAGGGUCGGGAGAAGGUUGGAAUUGAGGAAGCAAAUCAGAUGGGUAAAAACAAGUUUUUCCAAUUGCUGCUAUGAGCCAGGGGGAUCCAUUCGUGCAUUGAUUCAGUUUUUAUGACUUAACUAAAUAGACCGACCGCUCAGCCUGAAAUCAUGGAACUGUUCUGGGCAGGAGCCUCGUGUGCGGUCGGUCAACUGGGACUUCCAUGAAAAUUGAAAACCCCUGAACCGAUCUGGGUGAUUUUUGGAUAUGUUGGUCACCCAGAUCGGGGCUAUCGGUGGAUGUGACAUUUGUGGGGGUCCUGUAAAUUUUGGGGUGUUUUUCAGAUAUUGUAAAAACUGUGUUCCAUCUGCCCAGAGAUAAUUAAGUUACCCCUUUAUCUGACCCAAUUAUCUCCAGGCAGAGAGGAGGGGAUUUACUGUUUGUACUGGGAGUGUCACUGUUCUGCUCUGUAUGUUUAUUGGUUAUCCUAAGUGGUGUCCCUGUUUUCUACAAGGUCCAGGGGGGUGUUCCCCUGGCCUGAAAACUUGCAUAAAAGCCAGUGUGGCACAAUAAAAUUUCCUUCCUGUUACACCCUUCAUCAUGUUCCGGCUGAUGUUUGGGUACCUGGUUACUGCUUUGAGGAAAUUCAGCUUAAGCGCUUCAUCUACUCUAGAUUAAUAGACGAACGGAGAACCGAACGGCGAGCUAUAAUCACUCUUGCUCUCUGCCGUUUGGUUAAAAACUGACCAACCCCUAGCUACCACUUCAGGGUUUGUUACAAUGUGCAUUAAGGACGGCACAAGACAAGGGGCAAGAGAUCUGAUGAGGUGAGACGGGAUGGGAUCAAGCGGACAAGUGGUGGGAUGAGAGGAAAGGAGAAGUGAGUGAGCACAUUUGUCAAUGUAGACAUGUUUGCGCAUGCUGCUGGUGGUCUGGUUUUUAUGUGUGUCCUAAAUUAAUGUUUUUCUAAACAUCGAUGGUUAAGAGAUUAUAGCACCCUAUAUAAUAAAAAUAUGAAAAAAUUAUAUGGCAUUUUAAACAGCACAAAUAAAGGCUGCAAUAAUAUAAUUGGGUUAAUUCAAUAAUAAAUGCUGUGUAGCCAUUCUUAAUAUUGAGUGAAGGAGGGAAAGGCAGGGCCAGCGGUGAGAGAGACUGUGAUGCAAUUAGCAUCACGGACAGUGUGCUUCCCGCGAAGGGGGCGCGUCACACUGGCACACACAGCCAUCAGGUUAACAGGCUGCCCCACGCUGAGCAUAGCUGUGGUGCUCAUGCAUGGGCAUUAAAUAACCUGAAUUGAAUGGGCUACCAGGAACAGUACCAGGCUGACAAACAAUAAGGAUGAUGAAUCAUAAGUAUUUAGUUAAGUUUGAGUGGGCUGUGUUUGUAUUUAUUUAUUCUAAUUGUCAGCAUUAUAGCUAUGAUUCCUGCUGGCAGUUAAUUAAAUAUAGUAAGAUAGUACAUAUGAACUCUACAGGUUGCACGCCUCUCUAGUAGGACUGCAAGGAAAUGUGAUGGUAAAAGCAAGUGUGACUGACGUUUUCCUAUCAUUAUAGUGUGUAUUGGUUCAGAAAAGUUGAGAAACUCUGUUUUAGAUAAUGCUUUAAAACCUAAAUAAAUGGGUACAAAUAAAUACACUUAGUGUGCAUUCAGUUUUUUGUGUUCUCACAUCUACCUUUAGCUUCUCAAAUUCUUCCCCAAUUAGCCAUUAGUUUGAGUACUGAAAAUCCAAAAUAAGGUAGUGGGGGAAAAAUUCCAUUAAAUAAGAUGCAAGCCAUAGCUAUAUCUUCACUCCAAGUCGAUGGUAGUGAUAGUGAAGAAUAUGUCUUUUUAAAAAAAGAGCUACUCAGUUCAAUGUUUCACUUGUAUCCUGCCAAGGUCUGUGUUUUGUAUUGCUUUAACUCAAAUAAUACACAUAAAUGCAGAGGAACAUUGUCAGUACCUGAGGUGUAUAAUACAUGCCUACCAAGUGUCCCUAUUUAAGAGGGACAGUCCAUAUACAUAAUACUCCCAGUAACGUGUCUGAGUGUAUAACAGAGCUCCACAGCAAUAAUACUCCCAGUAAUGUGUCUGAGUGUAUAACAGAGCUCCACAGCAAUAAUACUCCCAGUAAUGUGUCUGAGUGUAUAACAGAGCUCCACAGCAAUAAUACUCCCAGUAAUGUGUCUGUAUAACAGAGCUCCACAGCAAUAAUACUCCCAGUAAUGUGUCUGAGUGUAUAACAGAGCUCCACAGCAAUAAUACUCCCAGUAAUGUGUCUGAGUGUAUAACAGAGCUCCACAGCAAUAAUACUCCCAGUAAUGUGUCUGAGUGUAUAACAGAGCUCCACAGCAAUAAUACUCCCAGUAACGUGUCUGAGUGUAUAACAGAGCUCCACAGCAAUAAUACUCCCAGUAAUGUGUCUGAGUGUAUAACAGAGCUCCACAGCAAUAAUACUCCCAGUAAUGUGUCUGAGUGUAUAACAGAGCUCCACAGCAAUAAUACUCCCAGUAAUGUGUCUGAGUGUAUAACAGAGCUCCACAGCAAUAAUACUCCCAGUAAUGUGUCUGAGUGUAUACCAGAGCUCCACAGCAAUAAUACUCCCAGUAAUGUGUCUGAGUGUAUAACAGAGCUCCACAGCAAUAAUACUCCCAGUAAUGUGUCUGAGUGUAUAACAGAGCUCCACAGCAAUAAUACUCCCAGUAAUGUGUCUGAGUGUAUAAUAGAGCCCCACAGCAAUAAUACUCCCAGUAAUGAGUCUGAGUGUAUAACAGAGCUCCACAGCAAUAAUACUCCCAGUAAUGUGUCUGAGUGUAUAACAGAGCUCCACAACAAUAAUACUCCCAGUAAUGUGUCUGAGUGUAUAACAGAGCCCACAGCAAUAAUACUCCCAGUAAUGUGUCUGAGUGUAUAACAGAGCUCCACAGCAAUAAUACUUCCAGUAACGUGUCUGAGUGUAUAACAGAGCUCCACAGCAGUAAUACCCCCAGUAAUGUGUCCGAGUGUAUAACAGAGCUCCACAGCAGUAAUACCCCCAGUAAUGUGUCCGAGUGUAUAACAGAGCUCCACAGCAAUAAUACUCCCAGUAAUGUGUCUGAGUGUAUAACAGAGCUCCACAGCAAUGAUACUCCCAGUAAUGUGUCUGAGUGUUUAACAGAUCCCCACAGCAAUAAUACUCCCAGUAAUGUGUCUGCGUGUAUAACAGAGCUCCACAGCAAUAACACCCCCAGUAAUGUGUCUGAGUGUAUAACAGAGCUCCACAGAAAUAAUACUUCCAGUAAUGUGUCUGAGUGUAUAACAGAGCUCCACAGCAAUAAUACUCCCAAUAAUGUCUGAGUGUAUAACAGAGCUCCACAGCAAUAAUACUCACAGCAAUGUGUCUGAGUGUAUAACAGAGCUCCACAGCAAUAACACUCCCAGUAAUGUGUCUGAGUGUGUAACAGAGCCCCACAGCAAUAAUACUCCCAGUAAUGUGUCUGAGUGUAUAACAGAGCUCCACGGCAAUAAUACUCCCAGUAAUGUGUCUGCGUGUAUAACAGAGCUCCACAGCAAUAAUACUCCAGUAAUGUGUCUGAGUGUAUAACAGAGCUCCACAGCAAUAAUACUCCCAGUAAUGUGUCUGAGUGUAUAACAGAGCUCCACAGCAAUAAUACUCCCAGUAAUGUGUGUGUGAGUGUAUAACAGAGCUCCACGGCAAUAAUACUCCCAGUAAUGUGUCUGAAUGUAUAACAGAGCUCCACAGCAAUAAUACUCCCAGUAAUGUGUGUGUGUGUGUAUAACAGAGCUCCACAGCAAUAAUACUCCCAGUAAUGUGUCUGAGUGUUUAACAGAGCUCCACAGCAAUAAUACUCCCAGUAAUGUGUCUGAGUGUAUAAUAGAGCUCCACAGCAAUAAUACUCCCAGUAAUGUGUCUGAGUGUAUAACAGAGCCCCACAGCAAUAAUACUCCCAGUAAUGUGUCUGAGUGUAUACCAGAGCUCCACAGCAAUAAUACUCCCAGUAAUGUGUCUGAGUGUAUAACAGAGCUCCACAGCAAUAAUACUCCCAGUAAUGUGUCUGAGAGUACAACAGAGCUCCACAGCAAUAAUACUCCCAGUAAUGUGUCUGAGUGUAUAACAGAGCUCCACAGUAAUAAUACUCCCAGUAAUGUGUCUGAGUGUAUAACAGAGCCUCAAAGCAAUAAUACUCCCAGUAAUGUGCCUGAGUGUAUAACAGAGCUCCACAGCAAUAAUACUCCCAGUAAUGUGUCUGAGUGUAUAACAGAGCUCCAAAGCAAUAAUACUCCCAGUAAUGUGUCUGCGUUUAUAACAGAGCUCCACAGCAAUAAUACUCCCAAUAAUGUCUGAGUGUAUAACAGAGCUCCACAGCAAUAAUACUCCCAAUAAUGUCUGAGUGUGUAACAGAGCUCCACAGCAAUAAUACUCACAGCAAUGUGUCUUUAAACGACAAUAAAUGUGUUUAGAGAUCAGUCUGUGUAAGUAAGAUACAUUGUUCUUGUUCUAAAUUACAUUUUAGCUGCAUAAAUGUUCUUAGUAAGUUAUCUAUUCAAAUUGGGCAAAAUAGUUCUUAUCUGCCGUCACAUUCUAUGUUUCUAUCUAAAAAAAUAUAAAACAUCUCAGAAUACCCGCACUCACAAACCUAACAUUAAAGUGUCCCCAUUUGUCCAUUUCAAGUGUUGGGAGGUAUAAUAAUGAAUGGCAGACAAAGCCAGAUUAGAAAUAAAAUAACUUGACUGACACAACCGGCACAUCUAGCUAGCGUACGGCACACGGGUCUCAUUAACCAUGAUAGCUUAACCGCUCAAAUACUAGACAUCACAAACCAGUUAAUCAUCACCCUGUUUAUAAUAUAACUCUGUGCAUCGUUAUAUCAUGUUCAUGUUUAAUGUGCUAUGCCUAUCUUUGUUCACUCUUGAAUCUCUUAUCGAAAAAAACAAAGUGCAACGCAUCUCGUACCUGUCACCAAAAUGUUAUCAAUUGCUUACGACUGUAAUAUCAUUUGGAAAUUGUGACAUAUGCAACUAACAAUGCACUUUCAAAAAUAAAGAAUUUAAAAUAAAUAAAUAAAUAAAAUAACUUGCACAGAACUAAGCCCGUUUUCCAAACAUACAAUCAGUCUGUGGCGGAACACGCCUCGCCACUGGGCAUUGGAGAAGACUGAUUGCCAGCCUCCUGCCCUGUGACUAUGGCCCCAUGUUGAAAGGAUGGAUUUUCCCCUGCAAAGACCCAAAAGCUGGGUCUUUCGGUACUUUCCCUAUGUGAGCAGUGUUACCCCAGAUAGCUAUGCCAUGGAGCCCAUUCGUAUAAUGAAAGACUAUGGGAAAGACUUUGGCUCCAUGGCAGUUGAACUGUAUAUGUGUGCUCUGAGCGUCAUUCAGUAAUAAUGUGCGCUCAGAUCUGAGCUAUCAGGGCAUAUGUUAAAUGUACCUGUUUUGUGCAAUGGCUGCACAGUUAUAUGUUUUUAUGUGUUUUAUUGUCUUUUGCUGCCAUGUGGCUAAUGGAGUUUUGCCUCUGUCCUGGAGAUAAUUGGAUUACUUCCCCAAUUAUCUCCAGGAUAGAAGACUCUGUGGAACUGGUAUUGGGCAGAAAAGCCAUGCUUCAUUUGGUCAAAUAGGACUUUUCCUUAACUUUUGAACCACUGGACCAAUAUGUAUGAUUUUGACAUAUGUUUGUAUUUGUGUAUGCUGAUUCUGAAAAUGUAAAUGUGAUGCAUACUUUUCAAGUUAUGAAUAAUGUGGAAAAAACUGUAUUUCUCUGUCUGUGAUAAUUAGAUUAACCAUUGUGUUCAGUAAUCAUAUCACAGCCAGAGGGGAGGAUUUUGUGUGGGAGUGUCUUUCUGUAAUAUACGUGUGUUAUUGGUUGUUAUGUAAAACCCUGUGGGCAGUACUAAGUUUGUGGAUUGGGAAUAAAAGAGGCUGUAUGUGCCAGUCCAGUCAGAUUCUGCUUAACCCUCAAACGAAGUGUCGUCUCGGUAUUGGGGGAAUUGGAUUGUAUGCUGACUGCCAGGAGUGUAAACCUUUCGUAUGGUUUUUCCUGUUCAGCUGUUUCCAGUAUUCGUGAGUUUCCUGUUCGGGAGUUGGGGAAUUCGUGUAGUUUGCAGUUCGGGAUAUUGGUGAUUGCAGUAGCUGUCUGUGCAUCUGAAAGGGGAAUAUUGCCUAAACGUUUUUUAACCUCUUGUGGGCAAAACGGUCCGUUACACAGUCCUUGACAGAUUAUCAUGUUUGAUAUAGCAAUCUUCCUCUGGUUUUAGCAGAGUUGUGGUAAAAUAGUCAUGGUUUCAAAAAGAGCUUGGUGGCACCUUCCAGGUUGUGACUUCACCAGUCUUCAUUCAGAGUCCAGUGUUAGAGAAUAAAUGUACAAAGUUCAGUAUUUUAUAAACAUGGGCUUUCACGAUCUUUAACCUGAUUCAUCUAGAACGGUUUCCACACCUGCUGCUGUCUUUCUCAAGUAAAGGUUAAAAUUGUGUAAUUCCUAUAGAGGCUACUAUAUUUAUGUCAAGUCGAUGGUUUCAAUUUCACGCCUCUGACUUGGUUUGGGGUUUAAACCAUGGAUCUGAUGACUUUCCUGGGUAAAUCAAUCUAAGUUUCCACCUAUGAUUAUUUUAGAAAAAUGCCUUUCCAUUGAUAUGUAUAUAUUGGAUUGCUAACUGCACAGUGGUUAAACUCUUGUUUUAUCGUGCAGAUCACCUGGGAAAUGAUGAAGAAAAUUCCAAUCUUAAAGAAACUUCACGCCAUUGAAAAAGAGGCCGGUAAAAACGUCUUCAUAAAGAAAGAUCAUAAUCACAAACUACACACCAGAUUGGAAGCCUGUGACUUGGGCGACGUGCAUACAUUAUAUAUAGGGAAUAUUCCCCCAACUACAACAAUCAACGAGUUUAAGGAUAUCUUACAGGAGAAAGGGACUCCACCUUUACGACUCUGGUGGCAGAUAGAUCAUCAGAGAGCAUUCUUGAUUACAUGGAUGUGGCCCAGGCGAGGCAGGCAUUGUCUAGCUUGCAAGGAUUAACAAUCCGUGGUAAUUCUCUAUGGGUGGAUAUGGCUAGACCUAGGCAGAAUAAACUUCACGCCAAUGAAAAAGAGGCAGUCAAAAACGUCUUCGUGAAGAAACAUCAUGAUCAGGAAUUAAACAACAGAUUGAAAGCCUGUGACUUGGGCGACGUGCCUACAUUAUAUAUAGGGAAUAUUCCCCCAACGACAACAAUCAACGAGUUUAAGGAUAUCUUACAGGAUAAAGGGGCUCCACCUUUACGACUCAAGUGGCUCAGAGAUCGUCGGAUAGCAUUCCUUGAUUACAUGGAUAUGGCCCAGACGAGGCAGGCAUUGUCUAGCUUGCAAGGGUUAACAAUCCAUGGUAAUUCUCUAUGGGUGGAUAUGGCCAGAGCUAAGCAGAAUAAAGUGUCAAACUCCAAAACUCAGUAA